This is a messenger RNA of Thrips palmi, 3335 nucleotides long. RefSeq lists its product as uncharacterized. The coding region runs from base 455 to 3136 and encodes 893 amino acids. NCBI's taxonomy places the organism in Eukaryota, Metazoa, Arthropoda, Insecta, Thysanoptera, Thripidae. The transcript has 7 exons. The record is from RefSeq and is a predicted model, not a curated record.
ACCCGCCGACUCGCUUUGGUUGCAUCUGCCCCCUCCUCUCCUCGCCUGCCGCUCCUGCCUGCCUGCCGCCAGCCCCGCCUCGCCCCUCCUCCCUCCUCCAAGCUGCUAAGUUUUCAUUUCAUGAUCAGUUGACUAAGGCAAGCCCCCCGAGGCAGACCUGGUUGCGCGUCCGUUGCCCUGCCCACCUUUUUCGGUUUUCAUGCGGAGCCGGCGGGCCGGGCAUCACGUAUGUGUGUGUUUGGUGUUGGAUCUUGGCCGCUUGGCGCCUCCUGAAGAGCCGUCUUCGUGUGUUGUCUCGGCCUUACGCUCGGCGUGACGGUGUGACGGUGCGAGUGUCAUUCAUUGGCGCAGCUCGUGACAUCUGUGUUAUCUGCUGGGUGCGUUUUCACAUUCGUCGGCUGCUUGACCCGAAUGUCACCGUGGCGUAAGAAAGGUUGAAGUAGGCCAUUAGACAAUGUCAUUUUCUCCCCGUGGGUGUGCGCCUAGACAUGCCGAAAGGCAAACUGAAGACUCUCCGGCUUUAAAGCCUGGUUCGUUCGAGAGGCCCUACCCACCUCAUAACAUGUGGAAUCCAAGCAAUUCAGACCUGAGUGAUGGGAUAAGGCCGUUUAAAUUUGAAUCACCUAGCCCAACGAAGUUUCGGAGAUUUAGUAGAAGAUUAAGUGGCGAAGAGUCUUGUGAAAGUGAUUUGAUUUCGUUAGAUGGAGAGUCUCGGUUCAGAAAUUACACCAGACAGAGCGCCUUGAGUUCCUAUUCAUCAGAUUUUGCUCGAAAUGAGCAGUUUGCUGAAUACAGUCAGAAUCAUGACCCUCGGUUUCCUCGCGAUACCACUUACUCAUCUGGAUUUAAUAAUCAACACAUUAAGGAGCCUCUUCAUAGAAAUUCACGAAGUUGCGGUGUCAUCAAUCAAGACCAUUUCUAUGGAUCUCAUUGCACAAAGAACCAUCAAAAAGCAUUGCAUGCCUGGUCUCCUCAUGGCUCUUCGACACUCAGAUCUUCGCGAUCUGAAAAACAAAGCCACCGCAAGGAGCAUCACCGACUAAGCGAGCCCCCCUCGUAUCGGUCUGAUGUUCGGGUUGACAUGAAUUCACCUGGAAAGCCUCUAGAAAGCAUUCAAAACGGCUCACCUGCGAAAAGAUUUUCGUCGCCGGUAAAACCUCUCCAAGCAUCAAAAUGCAACAAGACCUCGAUUCUCGGAAAGCUACUGGCUGAAUCGCCUACAAAGACUUCUAGUUCAUAUAAGAAAAGAGACCACUUGAAAUAUUUUAGCUGUCAAGGAAUGGAAGAGGAUAGAUUAUUCAAGAAAUUGAGUCCAAAUACGCGAAAAAAUGAAGGUAAUGCAUUGAUAAAAAUACUUGAUCGGAAGUAUCGUAAGAAGAGGAAAAAGAAGAAAAACAAAGACAAAAGGAAGUCGAGGUCGCGUUCAGAAGAAAGACAGAGAGGCAUCCCGGACAAGGUAUACAAAAAGGAAGAAUCUCAAGUAGGUAAUGCACACCUAACUGCACUAUCACCAUCCAAAGUAAAUUCCACCACAGCAUCCUGUUCAAGUGGCGUCAAGAGGGGCAGAGAAGCACAAACAUUGGACUCCCAUAUUGUUCCUAGGUCUAACAAGUUAGUGAGUACGGAAACACCAGAUUCUUACAUUUGUGCGAUAGUGAAGAAGAGAAGGACGUCAACACAAGACGACGAGGGAAGUGCCGUCUUAAAGUUUACGCGUGUUGAAGGCCGAUGUAGAAAACCUGCUUCGCCCAGAAAGUCUGGGUUGGCGGGUUCAAUGGAACAAGGGCAGGACUCGACUCCAACCAGUGCCAAAAAGACUGAGCGCUCCAGUGCAAGUAUUGAGGCAGUAACGCCCCCAUCAGAAUCCGAGGUUGUUGUAAAGCAGAACGCUACGAGGUCUAGCCCUACGAAGGGCGACUUGAAACCGAAGGCUAUAAUAAAACCUGGCUUGAGAAGUGCAAAAAAGGAAACCAAAUCGGUCCACGAGCCGAAGCGUCGCAGCAAAUCUCCACAGAAGCCAGAGAAAGAAGACUCAGGCCCGAGGAUGGUGCAAAAAACUCUGGAGUCCUAUUUUCGCAAGAGUGUAUCAGAAGCUAAAACAAAAGUGCAAGCGGAGGAGACGGAGCCAACGGAGGCCGUUUGCAGCGUGGACAUAACGAAGAGUGCAGACCAAGGGAAUUCCAAAAGCCACGGUGACGAGGCCGAGUCCACCUCGCGGGCCGUUGUUCAACUCACUCCUAUUUCAGAAGUCGUCAUAAGCAAGCUCCGAUCUCCCAAAACUGCAGCCGAUUCUGCACCUCGGCGCUGGGGCAGCACACCCCGCCUGGCAGAGGUGCGCCCUAUCCUCAGUCCGGCGAAGAAACGGCCCGAGUCCCCGCCACCAGCAGAUCUGGCCAAAGGGGCUAGUAGGGCUCUGAGGGUCACCCGGACCGCGUCCAUGGAGAGUGCGGCCCCCGACCAGCCCGACCAGCCGCUGGGUGAUCAGCCGCUGGACGUGCUGCUGCCCGAGGAGGACCUGGCGCAGGCCGAGCGGGACCAGGCUGCGAGGGAGGCCGAGGUAACCAAGGCGGCACAGAGGAACAGGAAACGGCACACCAGGGGACACAAAGUGUUCGCCUUCUGCGACGUGUUACAGGAGCACAUCGAAAGACACCCUGUUCAAAAUGAAAUUCCAGCGAAUAAAUGGAGCAAAUGGCUGAACCCAGCGCAAUCGCGCUGUCUUGUCAGCGCCAUGCUUGACAAUACAGACCUGUGCCUAAACUUCUCUUUGGAUGCAGAACGCAAUGAGGAGUGGGAAGAAUAUUGGGUGAAGCUUGCUCGGCGAUUGAACAAUGUCUGCUUCAAUGACCUGACAAAUCUGAAUACUGGACUCCGGAUGACGGUGUUCGAGUGGAAGACAUGUUGGCUAGAUUUAAAGAAGACUGUAAAAACCAGAGUGGAUGCCAUGACAGCAAAGGAGCGAAACCAUAAUUUAGGGUCUUUGGACUGCCUGCUCUUCAGCAAGGACUUGUUCACAAAAUUGAUUAAUUCCAAUGGUGAUUGCCUGGGAGAAGGGUGUCCUAAAAUAUGGUGCCCUGGAGCGUGUGUUGGAGUGUUCUGCCCUGAGCCGGUCAGAAUUCGCUCGACGGAGGAGUGAGCUCAACAACAAGCAGUUAUGAGAUAAGCGUGGUUGUGUUAUCUUACUAGAACUUUUUUUGUUUUAAUUUUUAUCUAACUUAUUUUAAUGUGACUUUAGUUGAUUGUAAGAAUGUAUUUACCUGUUGCUGUGAACAUAUCUUUGACUCAAAACCAUGAAAUUAAAUUAUUUUUUUAAAUAUUUAUUUUAAAACAAAGUA